Messenger RNA from Scomber japonicus (chub mackerel), 1206 nucleotides. RefSeq names its product sphingosine-1-phosphate phosphatase 2 (gene sgpp2). The coding region runs from base 1 to 1206 and encodes 401 amino acids. Gene Ontology annotation, biological process: phospholipid dephosphorylation; sphingosine metabolic process. Lineage: Eukaryota; Metazoa; Chordata; Actinopteri; Scombriformes; Scombridae. Gene Ontology annotation, molecular function: sphingosine-1-phosphate phosphatase activity. The record is from RefSeq and is a predicted model, not a curated record. The transcript is spliced from 5 exons. Gene Ontology annotation, cellular component: endoplasmic reticulum membrane.
AUGCUGGAGCUGCUGGCUUACCUCCAUGACUCGGAGCUUGUGGCGGGGUUCCAGAGACGAUGCGGACUCUUCCUCGUUGAAGCCGGUCAUCACAGCCAAGAGAUGAUCCGCUCUGAGACUGGAACCCCUGUCCAAGAUGAGAAACCACGUGGACAGAUGAGGAGAAGCUGGGAGCACCAGGACAACAAUUCAAAUUAUAAAUACAAGGAAAAUGGAUGUACAACUGGUGCAUGCAGCAAGCCUCGUUAUGAAGUGAGGAACUGGCCCCUACACUUCCUCUUCCUCUUUUCGUCCGGACUGGGCCACGAAAUCUUCUACAUCACCUUUCUGCCCUGCAUACACUGGAACCUCGACCCCUUCCUCUGCCGACGCCUUGUCAAUAUGUGGACUAUGGUGAUGUACAUCGGCCAGGUAAUGAAGGAUGUGCUAAAGCUGCCUCGCCCUUUCUCACCCCCUGUGGUCAAGCUGGAGACACGAGUUGACGCUGAGUACGGGCUGCCCUCCACCCAUGCCAUGGCCGCCAUUGCCAUCUCCUUCACAUUUUUACUGAGUGCCCCCUCCAGGAUACAGUUCCAGUUCGAGGUGGGUCUGCUGCUGGCUGUGACGCUGUCCUCCAUGGUGUGUCUGAGCCGCCUCUACACUGGCAUGCAUUCAAUAUUGGAUGUGAUCUGUGGCGCUCUCAUCUCAGCUGUCAUCUUGUUCCUCACAUACCCCUACUGGGCAACUUUUGACCAUUUCCAGCUCACCAGCUGCAUCUCCCCUAUCGUAGCAUUGGUACUGCCCCUCUUCCUCAGCUACACAUACCCAGAGUUGGACCAUUACAGCACCACCCGAGGGGACACCACCACUAUCUUAGGCGUAGGAGCCGGGUGCUCUGUUGGAUACUGGGUGAACGAGCAGCUGGGGCAGACUUUUGAGCCCCAAGGGGUGUUACCUGUACCCCUACCCACACUAACAGUGAAUGCACUGGCAUUUGGCACCGCCCGCUUCCUUUUGGGAGUCGUAGCAUUAGUGGGAACUCGGCAAGUGAUGAAAACGGUAAGCCUGCAGGUGUUGUACUCGUGGUACAAAGUGCCAAAAAAUGACCAGAGUGCCAGGAGGAGGAAAGAGAUUGAAGUGCCGUAUAAGUUUGCCACAUAUACAGCUGUUGGACUUGUUAAUUCUAUACUGGUCAAUAGGGCCUUCAUUCUACUGGGGCUACUAUGA